CAGCAGCGGGGCAGAGCUGUUAUUGUUAGUCCAACAGCAGAGGCUGCUGCUACAAACCUACUCUCUGUGUCUACUCCUUGGGACAAAUAUCCAACCCUUGUAACAGGCUGCUCCAUGUAACCCUGCCUGUCCAGCUUCACCGGCCCCUCACAUUACAACAGGCACCUACAUGUUUGCUCACAGGUUCCACACCAUGGACAGAGGCACCAUGAGCAGGGUUAUCCGUGAGAUGGAUCACUUGUCCCGAUUAAGCUCGGCCCCCCUGCUGCACAGGAGCCACCCCUACCUGCCAGACAUUGCUCGGGACACCAGUGAACAGCUCAAGCUCAUACUAGCCAAGGGCUCUUGGUCUGAUCAUGGGCAACACGAAUACCUGCAUGUUACACUCAACAACAUCCUCCGCAAGGCAGCGCACUGCAACGAGAUCCUUGGCCUCAACAGGGCUCCGCAAGGCGCAGAGAGCGCAGCCAGGAGAAACCUCACCAAGCUCUCACUGAUUUUCAGCCACAUUCUCGCAGAGCUCAAAGCCCUGUUUCCUGGGGGAAAAUUUCAGGGGAACACAUAUAAAAUCUCCAAACCUGAAGCCUCACAGUUCUGGACAAACACAUUUGGCCAAAGAUGCCUAGUGCAAUGGAGUGAGUUCCGAGCAGGACUUAACCAUGUGCACUCAGUUGGAUCUGGGCCUCUUGAGUCUGCCCUGCACAGCACAGUAGACCUCACGUGUAAUGACUACGUGUCUGUGUUUGAGUUUGACAUCUUCACAAGACUGUUCCAGCCAUGGAACACUCUUCUGCAGAACUGGAUGUUGCUAGCUGUUACUCACCCUGGUUAUAUGGCAUUCCUUACAUAUGAUGAGGUCAGAGAGCACCUGAAGAGCCACAUCCAGAAACCUGCCAGUUACAUCUUCAGACUAAGCUGCACACACCUUGGCCAAUGGGCUAUUGGCUAUGUGACGGCAAAAGGAGAAAUUCUACAGACCAUCCCACACAAUAAGCCCUUAUAUUUGGCACUUUUGGAAGGACAGAAGGAGGGGCUGUAUUUACACCCUAAUGGAUUGAGCAGUAAUCCGGAUUUAUCAGAACUGAGCAACCCUUCAACGAGCCCCAAGGUUCAGGUAUCACAGGAGCAAUGGGAUUUAUAUUCCCAGAUGGGUUCCUCCUUUGAACUGUGCAAGAUCUGUGUCGACAAUGAGAAGAAUGUCCGUAUAAAGCCGUGCGGGCACUUACUGUGUAAUGACUGCCUCUUAGCAUGGCAGAAGUCUGACGGACACACCUGCCCUUUCUGCCGCUGUGAGAUUCAAGGAAAAGAAGAAGUGCAUGUCCUUUCCCAACCAGAAGCAGAAGAGACAACAGCCUCCAGUGAAGCAAGCGAAGAAGACUGGAUCAGGCAGCGACCCCUUCCACCAACACCUAUCCCUGUGGCCUCAGCUCCCUCUAUACCUUCUGCCCCUCCUCCUUCUCUUUCACAUUCACCAACCCCCUUUGGGCUGCAAGUUGUGCCCCCUAUAACCCAGAGAUUGCAACUACAAGCCAAUGAUAUCAUCUUUGGAAGAACAGAAGCCUCUGGAGGCCCCAUGAACAGGACUCCACCGAUCCCACCAAGGAUAAGAUGGGACAGACACAGGGGACAGCCUUCCUUUCACACUGCUUAGACCCCAUUAUGUUCAACCUACACCCACAGAAAGCCCAUGGGUGCUGUCAUAGAAGUAUGUACCAGGUCUGUUAAUUCAUAGCCACCAAUCAGAUAUUUGCUUUCAAACAGACGACCUGAUUGGUUGCUACGGGAUACUAGAUUGGGUGCAAUCUAAUAUUACAUUGCUCUAGUGCAUACUUGACCCUCGUUACACUGUAUUUCACAUAGAAUGCACUUUAUGCACAAGGAACGCUGGCUCUUUUUGGUAGUUGGCAAAUAUGUUGUAUUAGGAUAUCUGGGACAGUGAUGGAACAUUAAUAAUAAACCUGAGACAAUGUCAUAAUUGUUUAUAAUAAAGGUAAAUGUUUCUCUA
Molecule: messenger RNA, 2005 nt
Organism: Xenopus laevis (African clawed frog)
Lineage: Eukaryota; Metazoa; Chordata; Amphibia; Anura; Pipidae
Gene: cblc.S
Product: Cbl proto-oncogene C S homeolog
Exons: 9
Coding region: 170-1651 (493 amino acids)
Biological process (GO): regulation of signaling; cell surface receptor signaling pathway; signal transduction
Cellular component (GO): plasma membrane; membrane raft
Molecular function (GO): calcium ion binding; phosphotyrosine residue binding; ubiquitin-protein transferase activity
Source: RefSeq, a predicted model, not a curated record